CGAAUUUUGGCGGACGCGUGUGGUGCUGGUAUAAAGGCCGGUCUGCGCUUCGCUGUUCCCCCAGGCUCGAGGUUCCCCCGUCUUGCUCUUAGGCUCCCUGCCACCGCCAUGCGUUCCUUCCACCACGCUCUCUCUUUUUCUCUCGUAGCACUGUCGCUCUUUCAGCUUUCGGACGCGUACGCCGUCGACGCGCGUGCGGGCAGCAACGCCCAGCGUUUGGCCCGCGGCCUGCCCCCCGUCUAUCCCAAGAGGCUCUUUGACGUUCAUCACAGGGCCGCGCGUGACGGCGUUCCUUCCGCACUUCCGACGUCCGCGACGAACCCCGCGACGACCACGAGCGCGGCGAGCAGCACCUCAGACACGUCGUCCCCGACCCUGUCGUCCUCGUCCUUCACGUCCACGUCCGGCUCUACCUCUUCGUCGAGCUCCAACCCUUCUUCCAGCUCGAGCUCUUCUAGCUCCUCAGUUUCUAGCAGUUCAUCCUCUUCGUCGAGCUCUUCCUCCUCUUCAAGCUCCUCCUCAACUUCCACCACGCCUACUCCCACACUUCCUGCCCCCGGCUCGACUCAAACUGGCGUACUUGGUGUAUAUGCCGCCUCGACGGAUCCUACAAAGCGUGACGCUGAGCCACUUGGAUAUCUCGGUGCCUACGGCUUGACCACGACUCUCGGAGACGGCUCCUCGGCAUCCGAUGCCUGGCGCUACACCUACGUCGAGCCGAGCCCGCUGGAUGCCGUCGUCGAGCUGGGACACCCGGGCACGCCGUACCGCCUGACUGGUGUCGCCAUCCGGAGUGGGCCGCAGGUUACGCUGGGACCUGGCAACCAGAUCUACCUAGAGCUACAGAACUCGCGUGCCCACACUCCCGCUGGUAGCGCGUCGUCCACCUACGUCUACGAUACGUACGCCAUUGGAUACGUCCAAACCACUAUCUUUAGCAUUGAUCCUGCAAGUGGGAAGAUGACCGUCAAGUGGGUUAAUCCCGAUGGCUCAACUCCCACGACCUACCUAGCGAUGUCCGGUAUGAACAUCUAUGUCACCGGCGAUUUGAGCGCUCUUGCCAGUCAGCUUGGCACGACGCCCACUCCGGUGAACAUUUACGUCAGCCUCUCGCAUUGAUUGACUUGAAGCCGGAUCUCAGUACUAGGAAAUUUGGCGGCAGGCUAGCAGGUUUUUGCCAGGCUUUCUGGCAGACAACAGUUGAAGGUGUCCUUUUUGAAACCACACUGCAAUGCUUGGUACUACCUGCCCUGUAGGGUUGCCGUACCGUCAUUAUUAUCGUGGAUCUCUAUCCUCGUCCCUAUCCAUAGACUAUGAUAUCUAUAUAGCUCUUAUACAAUACAUAUCUG
This is a messenger RNA of Phanerochaete carnosa HHB-10118-sp, 1349 nucleotides long. RefSeq lists its product as uncharacterized. The coding region runs from base 109 to 1119 and encodes 336 amino acids. Lineage: Eukaryota; Fungi; Basidiomycota; Agaricomycetes; Polyporales; Phanerochaetaceae. The transcript has 10 exons. The record is from RefSeq and is a predicted model, not a curated record.